Messenger RNA from Saprolegnia parasitica CBS 223.65, 2400 nucleotides. RefSeq lists its product as hypothetical. The coding region runs from base 1 to 2400 and encodes 799 amino acids. The transcript is spliced from 2 exons. The record is from RefSeq and is a predicted model, not a curated record. Lineage: Eukaryota; Oomycota; Saprolegniomycetes; Saprolegniales; Saprolegniaceae.
AUGACCAGCGAAGCAGACGGUGUGCCUUGGGCGCCGCGGGCGUAUGCGAUGGCGAUUGAUGCUGAUCGAAAAGUCGUCCUGUACGUCGACGGCAAGUCCAUCGAGCUCCCAGUGUCCGACGUCGUCACUGCUGCCCUGGUCGCGCGUCAUGGCACCAACACGAUCCCCGCCAAAAACAUCCGCACGGUGUUUGUCGGUGGCCUUCCGCGCCGUCUAGUGAAAGACCGCCUUGUACCUGAGGGCCCGUACACCGUGCAGUUGUCCCACCUCGCCCUGGACGCAAUUGGAAGCGCACAAAGUCUGGAGCCCAUGGACGCGCCGCCUCGUGGGUUCUUUGGGCGUCUCUUCGUGUGCCUUCCAUCGCGCUACGAAGGCGGCGGCAUUGCUGGUCUCCUCGCCGUGUAUGCGUCGACGCCCGUCACCGUGUCGCCGAUUACACGAGGCGUCCGUGCUGUUUUGAUCUUUAACCUUGUGUACAGGGACCCAUUGGUGCACUCGCGCUGUGGGCCGCCGACGGAGGCCGAAGCUGUCGCUGCGUGGAUUCCGGCAUCAGCGUUCAAGUUUACAGCGUCGUUCUACGGCAGCUUGCUGACCCAGCCAUCGACGUCGCUCGCGUUUGACGAGCUUUGCGCCGCCGACAUUCGCUUCGUCGCGGCGGUCGCGGCGUCCAAGAAGUUUGACAUUGGUCUCGCCCGCUACAUGCCCAGCGGAUUGGUCGCGUACGCACCGUGGCCAGCGUGCAGGGUGCCACAAGGCGUCGUUCUCGGUGCGUCGCGCAUCAACAUCUCGUUGCUGCUCGGCAAGCGUCACUCGGCGUGUUUUGUGAUGUGGGAAAAGCGCUCUCGGUUCGAUGUGAUCGACUUUGACGGCGCAGUCGCGGCGCUGGAAGCGGCUGAGAACGACACGGACGCCGAUCUGUGGGGCUACAGCUCCUUCGAGGCCUUGGUCGAGGGGUGCUUAACGUGGUACUCGGUUCAAAGCUGCUCGUCGACUGUGAUGCAGCGCUUGACUGCGCUUCUCUCGCGCCUCGGCAGCGUCCACCUCGUCGACGUGUUGCUCAAUCGGUUUCGGCGGCCAAGUCCAACGAGCAUUGCUGGCAUUGCACCGUGGAUGCAGCAGCAGCUCGAACGCUACGGUUGGAUCAAGCUCUUGAAAGCACUGAAGAUUCUUCUCGACGACGCGCUGAAGACCGAGUCGCUCGCGUUGCUCGCGAGCCUCGCGGGUGUUAGCGCGGCGCCCAUGUGUCAGCCGUUGUCAGCCCCGUUCGCACUCGAGUGCUUUCGGUGUUUGCUGGCCACGCUGUGCAAGUCUCUCGCGCGAUGGCACUGGACAGUGUCCGACAGGGUGGAGUACCUUUCGUGGGUCAUGCUCCUCGACGCACACGUCGACCAAGCAAGCAACUUGGACGAUGGCCGUUGGCUCUCGGGACGACUCCCGCUCUCCGUCAUCGAAACCAUCGAGACGUUCGUCGGUGCGCCGACAACAAUGGACCGAGAGACGCUUUUGACGCAGCCAACGUUCGAGGUUGUUGUCCCGGCUUUGGAGCGGGCGCUACGCCAAGUGGCCACGAUCCAUCGCCCGAUGCUGCACCGGCGCUUACUGUACUGGAAGCGACAGCUCGACGAAGACAAUUGUUCGCCCAGCUCGGACUCGGACCACGAGCUCGCGUCGGCAACUAUCGCGAUGCUGCGCUGGGCACAACGCAUGGAGCCGAGUCGUCCGUGGACCGAGGUGCUUGCACUGUGUGCAUCCAGGGCGUCCGUUCUUGCCGUUCCAGCGUUUACGGAGCUUGCAUCGACAACGACGACGUCACCGCAGAUGCUCGACGCCAUGGCCGACGCCGUCCAGGUGACGUUCGCCGAGCCAUGGACCAAGCGUAUCACAAAGCAGCUCGACUACCGCUACGAAGGCGAUGUGAAGACAGCUGUGGUCACUGAUGCCUUUGCAUUCUACGCCCGAUUUGCACCGCACCGAAUGCAAGCGUUCGCGCAGACGUGGCUCCAACACCCGUCGGGGAUGGCGUGUAGCUCCAUCUACCACCUCCUCCAAGCAAGCUUCUGGGACAACUACGACGACACCGGUGGUGUUUUAGCGCUUCUGCGGCGAUGUGCCAUGGAUCGGGCGGUCAAGGCGAUCCAAAACGGCCGCGAUGCAGUCGAGAAGGAAAAAGAGCAAGAGAACUAUGCGAGGACGGGAUGGCACCAGAACGACGACGAAGAGGAAAAUGACGACGACGAGUACGACGAUGAGGUAGCAAGAGAAGAUACGAGACCGUCUGUGGUUCUGGCCUUCUGCGUAUGCGGCAGCAAUUACCUCGAGCGCUCCCACAGAAAGCGCAAGUCAGUCUGCGACCUCAAAACUUCGCGCGCAAAGCGCUCACAAAAUGUUGCUAUCGAAUAA